Molecule: messenger RNA, 1274 nt
Organism: Cuscuta europaea
Lineage: Eukaryota; Viridiplantae; Streptophyta; Magnoliopsida; Solanales; Convolvulaceae
Source: the annotation of a GenBank genome assembly
GGAAAUUUCAGCAGAUUCUGGAUCCUCACAUUAGGUUUGAGCACACGAUGAGGUCCAUUCAAGGAGCCCUCAUUGUAGCUUCUUGUUUUCAAGUCAUUGCCGGAUUCAUAGGUUUGUGGAGAAAUGCCACCAGGUUUCUUAGCCCUUUGUCAGUGGUUCCACUUAUCACAUUAACUGGGUUUGGGCUUUUUCAUCUGGGCUUCCCAUUGAUGGCCAAGUGCGCCGUAGUGGGUAUUCCAGAGUUGUUCUUUAUAAUCCUUGUCUCCCAGUAUCUUCCUACAUGGCUAAAACUAAAAAGGCCAAUAUUGGAUCGCUUUGGUGUGCUGUUUUGUGUUUCCAUUGUAUGGAUGUACGCAGCCAUUUUAACUUGGAGUGGACCUUAUAAGACAUAUUCUGAAGAGAAUUGUCGGAUCGAUAGUUCUCGUCGUAUGAGCGCAUCCUCUUGGAUUAGCGUGCCUUUGCCAUUUCAAUGGGGAGCUCCUACCUUUAAUGCAGGCGACGUUUUUGCAAUUCUAACCUCUUGUUUUGUCUCUUCCAUUGAGUCUACGGCCGUAUUUUACGCUACAUCGAGAUAUGGAAGUGCUACCCCAGUGCCACCUUCUAUCAUGAGCCGAGGUGUCGGUUGGCUUGGGGUAGGGACUAUGCUUAGUGGACUUUUUGGCGGACUGACGGGCCCUUGUGCAACACCGUAAUAGAAAAUGUCGGUCUCUUGGCGUUAACAAAAGUUGGAAGCCGAAGAGUUGCCCAGAUAUCUGCAGGCUUCAUGAUUUCUUUCGCCAUAUUAGGAAAAUUUGGAGCACUUUUCGCCUCGAUUCCUAUGCCAGUAAUGGCAGCCUUGUAUUGCGUCUUCUUUGCAUAUGUUUCUUCAGCUGGUCUUGGUUUCCUUCAAUUUUGCAACUUGAAUAGCUUCAGAACAAAGUUUAUACUAGGAUUUUCCUUGUUCAUGGGACUAUCACUACCUCAAUACUUCAAGGAACAUCAAAUAGUGUUUGGAUCAUAUCCUGUUCAUACACAUGCUAGAUGGUUUAACGAUAUAAUAUCAGUUAUCUUCAUGUCACAUGCAACGGUGGCGGUUAUAAUUGCUGAGUUUCUGGACCGUACCCUGCCUAAUAAUGAUAGUAAAGAUAAUGGCUCGUGUUGGUGGCAAAAAUUUGUGGCAUAUGGAAGAGAUGUUAGAAGUGAUGAAUUCUACAAGUUGCCAUUCAAACUCAAUAGGUUUUUCCCAUCUUAUUAGAGAUUGAGCGUUGGAUUUUGUAAACAUUGCUUCUCAGAUA